Miniopterus natalensis is the source of this 4413-nucleotide messenger RNA. NCBI's taxonomy places the organism in Eukaryota, Metazoa, Chordata, Mammalia, Chiroptera, Miniopteridae. The record is from RefSeq and is a predicted model, not a curated record.
UAGUCUAUUUUGAGUUUAUUUUUGUAUACGGUAUAAGAAAGCAAUUGUUUAGUUGUGUUUUUUUUUUUACCAAUAUCUGUUCAACCGGGGGUGGAACCUGCAAUGUAGGCAUGUGCCCCAACUGGGAAUGGAACCCGUGACCUUUCAGAGUAGGGAAGGACACUCCAACCAACUGAGCCUCACUGGCCAGGGCCCUACGUGCUAUUUUUAACUUUUAAUUGUAGAUUCCUCUGCCUGUUCUAUGUACAUAAUCAUAUCAUCUACUUAGCUAGCUAGGUAUUUGAAGUGAAUAAAGACUGUUUUACUUCUUUCCAACCUUUAUGCCUGUUUUGUUUUCUUGUCAUAUUGCACCAGCUGGGGCCUUUAAUAUAAUAUUGACUAGAAGUGGUAAUAGUGGAUAUUCCUUGUUUUGUUUGAUAUAUAUUAAAUUUAAGGAAAAUUUCUGUUAUGCACAAGGGAACAUAUGGGCUUACCUAGUUCACUUCUUGACCACUUUUACUUACUUUUUAUAGGCAUGGCUAAUGUAAAAGUAGCCCCAAAGAUAAUUGACACACAUGGAGGUUUCAUUCUGGAAGAGGAAGAAGAAGAGGAACACAUAAUUGAAAAAGUUGUUCAUCAGCCAGGCCCUGUUAUGGAAUUUGAUUAUGCAACAUGCGAAGAGUGUGGUAGAGAAUUUAUGGACUCUUACCUUAUGAACCACUUUGAUUUGCCAACUUGUGAUAACUGCAGAGAUGCUGAUGAUAAACACAAACUUAUAACUAAAACAGAAGCAAAACAGGAAUACCUGCUGAAAGACUGUGACUUAGAAAAAAGAGAGCCACCUCUUAAAUUUAUUGUGAAGAAGAACCCUCAUCAUUCACAGUGGGGUGAUAUGAAACUCUACUUAAAAUCACAGAUUGUGAAGAGGGCGCUUGAAGUUUGGGGUAGUCAGGAAGCAUUAGAAGAAGCGAAAGAAGUUCGACAGAAAAAUCGAGAAAAAAUGAAACAGAAGAAGUUUGAUAAAAAAGUAAAAGAAUUACGGCGAGCAGUAAGAAGCAGUAUAUGGAAAAGGGAAAUGGUUGCCCACCAACAUGAGUAUGGACCAGAAGAAAACCUAGAUGACGACAUGUACCGGAAGAUUUGUACUGUGUGUGGCCAGGAAUUAACGUAUGAGAAAAUGUGAUUUUUAGUUAAAUGAUCUGUUUUACAGAGUUUUAGGUUUAGAUAAAGGAAAUUUAGGUUGAUCUUGUUCAAAAUUCACCAAAAAGAAAGUCUUUAUAGAUGAAACAGUUGUAUAAAUAAUGCUUCAGUAAUAAGUAUGUAUGUUAUGUCUUAAGAGCAAGUUUCACUUAAGGUUCAGCAGGUCUGGCUGUGGGCUAAAUAUUGGGUCUGUGAUCAUUUUUACUGGAACAAGGAUGGGAGCUGAGUGAUAUGGUAGGUUUAAAAGUGUUAGGUGAGAGGUGAAGUUGAGAAAUAAGAAACCAAGGCAAACCUUAGAUUGGAGUAGGAGGACGAGCUUUUUUAGUAAAGGCAAAAGCUGGCUGCACUAGAUUCUUAUCUUAAGAAACAACAGGGAUGGUGGUAGCCCCUGCACUCCAGAGGCUGGGUUAGGACUUCUGGACUAUUUCUGUCUCCAAGUCAGGGAGCAGGGAGCUACUGCUGGGACAAGUCCUGAUUAACAAAAAGAAUAAAGAGUGAGUUGUGGGAGUCCGAUCAUGUUUUCUGUGUCUGUAGGGUUUACUAUAGGCCCUAGUAGUAGUCACUAGAUAGCCCUUUUCAAAUCUGGAUUAAAAUGGAAAAAACAGCAAAGAAGGUAACUAUGAUAAGUUUAUCGUAACUUGCUAACAUUUACUGAUUACUUAUCAUGUGCCAGGAAAGCACUAUGCUAAGUAGUUUCUAAUUUAAUCCUGGGAGGGAAGACAGCUUGCUUCUGUGCUUAUUUAGCACUUGGAAAGGAAAUGAUAACCUACAACCUGACAUCACCCCAGACAUCUGGAUCAAGUUUAGCUAGUCAGAAUUUCCUCUAUCAUCUCAAAAGGACUGCAAGGUAGUUACAGCUAGUAAGAGGAUUUGAUCCAGUGUGCUUGAUUACAGGGUUUAUGCAUUAUUUUUUUUGACAAAAAGAAAUUUAGAUCAAGAUAAACUGGGUAUUUUCAAUUUAAGUGAUUGAUAUAACUUUUUAUCCUACUGCUACAAAUGGAAAAGAGAGGAAUUUUAUACAUUUUCAUUUUUCUUUCUAAAUCAGCUGUUGGAGCUUAUCCUUAAAGACAGGCAAAAGUUAAAACAAGUCAAACUCAAAGAGGCUUGACUAUAAUUACUAAUUAUUCUCUAUUUUUUGAUUUUUAAAAAAAUGUGCUAUAUGCUAAAUAUUACAGCUCAUAAAAACUGAUUCUGAAUGUGCAAGAUCUUCCUGGGACAAAAAAACUUCCAGCUUCAUGACAACAAAGUAACUAGGUGUUUAGGCUGCUGACAACAGCAUUACUGCAUUGGGAGAUAAGGAGCCCUUGAGCGACAUGGAUUUAGGUUCAAAUGGCACGUACUAGCUGUGGACCUUGGGUAAGUUACUCAAGUAGGCCUGUUUUUAUCUGUCAGCUGGGCAUAAUAACCCAUAUUUAAUCCUCAUAACACUUUUUUAAUGAAAAUUUCAAAUGGAGUUAAGUAUACCUUCAGUAAGGAAAUCACUAGUUUUAAAGUAAACUGAGAUGAUAAAUCAUGAAGUACCAAAGUUUAAAAAACAUAUUUUUAGUUUUAUUUUAGCCAUGUUAGGUUAUCCAGGAGCUGUGAAAAGCUAUGCUACUUGGUAAUAAACCCAUCAGUUCUAUAUUACUACUUUGUAAGCUUGACCUCUAGUGUUCACAUACCUCAGAUCAGUUAUCUUUUGUGCCUUAAAGAGAAAAAAUGUCAAUCAGAAAAGUUGUAUCUGUCACAUAUAUAACAAUACAUCCUAUGGUCAUCGUCACAUUGUCAUUAGGGAAUAUUUGCUUUUUAGGGGUAAUUAUAGGUAACCAAUGCCAUAUUCACUGUCCUCCUCCCUGUUUCCUUUAGAUAGUGAAAGGAUACUACAAGAAAGCAGGCAUUCAAACCAUCAAAAAUAAGACAAAUUAGAUUUUUAAAAAAAUCUUGACAUGAGGGGGAAAAAUGACCAUUAGGCCUGUAGGGCACAGAACUGCUGGAACACAGCCAGGAUAUGAGGGUCUAAUUCAGCAGUGAAGAGCAGGUUCUCCAGGGUCACCAUGUACUGCUGGAUUAUUUGGUGAUGCUGUGGACACAAAAGGGGGUAUUUAGGUCAGGUAAAAGAGCACGUAAGCAUCUUGCAGAACAUUCCCCUCAGCAGCCCACUCAUGUUGUGAAAUGAUGGGAUGGGGGGUGGGGGGUGGUGGUGGUUAUGCUGAUGGGAAUAACAGGCCCCUGAAAAGCCCCAACAUUAAGAAAAUGUAGACAGAAAUGAGGGGAAGAAAGGAUGUUCAAUAACCAGCUUCUAUGUAAAUGCACUGACGUUUCAAGGCAGGGCCUGCUGCUACCACUAUUACAGACUAGGUUAAGCCGGGUCUCUCUCCUUUAAUGAUGACAAGACACAAGUAUGACUUUAAAAGUAGCCCAGACAGGGAAUGACCUAGGAAGAUUUUUUUUAAAACAAAGGUGGUAAAUGUUACAAAUAGGAAUAGCACAACUGCUACUGUUAAAACCGUGGUCCUGAAGUGUAAGAAGAAAUAUUUGGAAUCAUUUUCUCUUUUUUGGGUUAGAGCAUUAAAAUAAUUUCUUUGCAAAAGAAAAAAUUAAGAGAAUAAGCCAGUGAUCUACGCAUUCCACAAAAUAAGAAACCCAAACUUCAUUUUUUAAUCUUUUUGGAAAUCAGUGACUUGUUGAGCAUACAUGGAAAAAAAGUAUCAGGAAAUGAAUAAACUCUUCCAUGUGCACCCAUAUAACUUGAAUAUAUUCAGAGACCACUAAAGGACUAGGGGUUGUUUUAAUUGACAGUAACUAAAUCUAGAGAGAAUUUUUAUUUGGAGGCUUAAAGAACUUUUCUAGAAUAAAUGAGGACUUGGGCUGUUAGUUUGUGAAGAUACAAGAAUUAGUUCCACUUUCCUACCAGUCUUUAAUGUAACCUUGCUUCUGAGGGCACUGUUAUCAUUUGAACAUCAGAUUUUAAGGACCUUUGUUAAUGAAAUUACUGUUCCCUGAGCAUUUGUUCUCUACAUUUUGUAUUACAGCUAGGCUUUCUAGCAAAGAAUGACAAUUAGGAGUCUGGUACAGAACCAAUUCAAGCCUAAAUAAACUGAUAAGCAAUAGUGGGAGCAAAUGGACAUGAACUAAAUGGCUUAUGGGUGUUAUAUAACCUCCUGAAAAAUUUUAUGAUUUUUAAAAAUGGAGUAUCUUUGCAGCUGAGAAUAGUGAUGUUUAUUAUUUAAUUAAAAGUUUCCCACAAACCUGUAA